Amphimedon queenslandica is the source of this 3526-nucleotide messenger RNA. RefSeq names its product probable replication factor C subunit 1. The record is from RefSeq and is a predicted model, not a curated record. The transcript has 17 exons. Lineage: Eukaryota; Metazoa; Porifera; Demospongiae; Haplosclerida; Niphatidae. The coding region runs from base 1 to 3417 and encodes 1138 amino acids. Gene Ontology annotation, biological process: Golgi organization; endoplasmic reticulum to Golgi vesicle-mediated transport. Gene Ontology annotation, cellular component: Golgi apparatus. Gene Ontology annotation, molecular function: small GTPase binding.
AUGGCGGCCAAGGACUUCUCUGAUGUUGUCCUGGAAGCGACCAAAGACCAAGAGAAAGAGGACAAACGUACCUCCUUCAGUGAGAGGCUCAAGAAAAUCCGCCAGAAUAGAAACACCAGAAGAAAUGUAUCAGCAGCAGCCUUGCCCUCUACUUUGGAAGAAGGAUCCACUUCUUCUCCUCAGCUGGGCAUAACAAGGUCUCUUGGGACUCUUCCUAGCCUACCUCCUCCCUCCAUUCCUCCUCUAACCCUCCCUACUGUAGAGGAAGCGUCUCCUAAACACGAACUGACUCACGAGGAUUCUUUUGGUAUAUACUUGAUGAAUGGGAAGGAGGAAAAAGAGAAUGAGGAGAAGUUGGAGGAGAAGGAGAAAGAAAAAGAGAAUGUAGAGAUUAAAAAGACUAACCCAGAGGUAACGAUGAAAGAUGGAAAACUAGUUUCAAUAGUCGAUGAUCAUUUAUACGAAAUACCUGAACCACUACCUUCCCCUCCCCCUGCUCUACCUAGUUCCCCUCCUCCUCCAAUCCCUUUUUCAGUAGAUGAUGAUGAUAUCAGUCAGUCCCUCUCUCCUACUAUCUAUCCUGGAGAUAUACAAUUCACUGCCAGUGAUGACGUUUUCAUCGAAGGGACUUUCCCUCUUUCUUCUACAGAAACCCCGCUUACUGAGACUCCACCCACUGGCCGAGAGUCUCCCGAAGAGUCUUACGAAGACGAAGGGACCAGACGUCGAUCAAUAAUGUCAACCACUUCAGCACAAGACCUUCAUUUCAAGCCCUCGCUUAAAAAAUGGGGUGUGGUUAAUCUUAACGAGCUCAACGGGACCCCACCUUCUUCAUAUGACGACGGAAAAGACGGCGAAUAUUUCAAGUCUCUGGGCCCGGCCCCUGGGUAUCAUAAUCGUAGCUACAGUGGUCUAUCCCGGGUCAGUGGGGGCGGAGUUGAAAUGAGUCUUGAGAGUAUUACAGAACUGACUGAUCCUUCCCUACCACCACAGCUGGUACAAGACAAGCUGACGUCAGAUAACCUUAAAGAAGGUGACAUUGAUGUAAAAGAGGUUGCUAAGGCCAGCUGGAGAGCUAAGAAGCCUCCUGCAAUAGAGCCAGCCAUUAAGAAAGAAGAUGAAUUCAAGACUGUCAGUGCUUGCCAGUUAACUAUUGUGUCUGAUAUACCCGGUCUUACUGGAAACAAAGAAGAAGAGAAAGGAGGAGUAAAAGAAGUGGAGACUGGAGCUAAGAAGAAAGUGGAGCCAUUACAUGUGUAUGAGCUAGUACAGCAAGAUGAAGGAUACGAGUUUAUCCAGCCACGCCCUCCACCAACUCCUGCUCGAUCUGCAACGUUUUCUUCUGGCUCUGUGUCUCCUCCUGUUUCUCCAAGCACAGUGUCUUCAUCUCCUCCUCUCUCUCCCACGUCUCUCUCUCCUCCUCUCUCACCCACUGGAGGAGCAGGAGCCAAGAAUGAUGGAAGACAGACCAUGCUUAAACUUCAUAUGCACACAGUUCAUCCAGGUGUAAUGUACAAGAUGUUCAGGGUGAGUGAUAGCACUACAGUACUUGAUCUUGUCUCAAUGGCUCUCAAGAAAGCUAACCUCAUUGAAGAUCCUCACAGCUAUACCAUAUACAAUAUACAGACCGCUAACAAAGUUAUUGUACAGUCUAUCAAAGAUGGUGGUUACGUCUUACCAUAUCUCAUUAAAACUAAGGAAGGAACACAAUGGGAGCUUAGAAGAAAGAAAGACACCAAAAAAGUUGAAAUUAUCAUUGAUGUCAGUGGUGCUAGUAAGAAGAGUAUGUCUUUAUUCGUGUCUCCACAAACCACAUCCCAAGAGGUGACUCUACUCCUCUCUAGGAAACUUGGACUCACGAUUCCUAAGGGAAAGGAGAGUCCUUACAGGAUAUUAUUAGUACAGGAUGAUGAUACAGAUGAAAGGAUGGUUGGGUCUGAUAGUCCUUUGCUCUACAGUCGUUCCUCUAGUACCAGCUCCUCCUCCUCCUCCUCCACUGAUAGGUUUAAAAUGGUAGAUAUUGUUCAGUAUCUCACUAAAGAGGGCGAUCCUUCAUCUUCUACUGAAGCAGCAGCUCCUAAGCCUAAAGACUUUGAAUCAGCUAAGAUCAUACUACAGCAGUCUCAUGAGAGAUUGUUGGAGCUACAGAAAGAGCUGGUUGUCAAAGGCUAUACAAUCAAACAAAUUGAAAGAAACUUUGAAGAAACUAGAAAACAGAAUGAUACACUACAGACCCAACUGGAUACAUUGCAGAGUGAUGUCAAGACAUAUCAGGAGAAAAAUAAAGUAUUGACACAGACAGUGGAAGAGCUACAUGAAACUCUAUCAGUGUUGACGUCAAAGAAUAAAGAGCUGUCUAACAGUGUCUCAGUGCUGAGUAAAGAGAAUGACAAGAUGAAGGAAGAGCAUCAGAAAGAUGAACUAACUAUUGCCAAACUGCAUCAAGCUAUGAAUGAAGCAACUCGCGUAUCAAAAGAAGAAAAGGAAGCCCUCAAGUGUGAUUAUACUUUACUGGAGGAUGAGAGGGAUAGGCUCUUGAAACAGAUCGAAGAAUUUCAAACACAACCACAUGAUAAAGCAAUGGCCAAUACCGGUUCUUCAAGGUCGUUGUACUCUUUACUAAAUGGACGUGUUCAGAACCUUUUAGUAUCAGUACAAUUGAGACGUUUGCCUGACGAAGGACUUGGCAUCAUGUUAACUAAUAAUCCGAGUGGGAGUGGCUGCGUUAUUAAGAACGUAACGGAAUCAUCACAAGCUCAUGGAACUUUAUUGACAGGAGACAGAUUGCUUGAAGUGAAUGGAGAAGAUGUGAGUACUACCAAUCAUAAAGACAUUCUAAAGGUUCUAGAGAGACAGCUAAAUGAUGGAACGGUUCAGAUAGUUGUAUGUCGGGAUAAUUUUGAAGGAGAGGGAGCUAGAGAGAGUGAUAGCAGAAGUGAUAUUGAACAAUUAAAGGAAGAAUGUUCAAGGUUAAAAGCACAGCUAUCAGAAGCUCAUUCCCUCCUUAAUGAGAAUGAGCUCCUGCUACAGGAGAGAGAAGAGCAGAUUGAGAGAACCAAGAGCCAGUUGUUGCCCAGUAAAGACAUUGAUAGUCUUAAGAAACAAUUACUGGAGAACCAGCUAUCAACAGAUAAAUCAGAAUCACUUGCUGAUACACUUAAGGAUGCUUCAAAGGAGGAGUUACUUGAUACUCUCCGGACAGUAGAGGCAGACUGCUUAAGAAACAAAGAAUCUCUUGAUCGUCUAUUUGCUCUUAUUGUUGGUCAUACUCCUGAGUUACUAUCUGUAAUGGCUGAAGUACAGCCACCAGAAGGGGAUGAUCUUGAGGAUGGCAGUGAAUUUGAUGAUGAAGAUAUCAAUACUAGUUCCCCUGUAUCUCCCUCUCCUCCUCCGGCUAAAACUGGUGGUUGGUGUUAAUUUUUGUAUCACUUUUGUAACUGCAUGGUCACGUAUUUUAUACUGUUUGCCCUUUUUAAAAUUUCUACCAGUUUUUAAUGUUACGAUUUCAAUUGAUUUUAUCAUUAAA